AGCCGCUGCGGCUCGCAGUAUCUCAGUUCAAUUGUAGUCCAGUGCCGACACCGGCACAACAAGAGGGAAGCGGAGCGUUUUCCCCCUGGACGCCAUGGCCCUGCUUCACUUCCUUCUGUUGACCAGCUGUGUGGCCUUGGAGAUGGGACAAGAGCAGUUCCUCCGCAAGGUGGAGGUAGCCACCCCUCGCUGGGAGGCAUCGCCCACCUUGCGCGUCCAGCUCUAUGUCUGCGCGGUGAUGUGUGGCAUCGCCCUAGUGGCCUCCCUGAUUUUCUUCUACACCUCUACACCAACCUCCGAAGUGAAAGAGAUGAAGGAGGGCCUUGAGACGGCCGAAAUCUCUGAGCCAGCUCCAGAGCCGGAAGCAGUCGCCGAGGAACCCAAAAACCUGGGACCUGCACUCGAAGAGUACGAGGACUUGGUGCGGAAGCUGCUGCAGCGUGGAGCUCAAAGCAUGGCACCCAAGGUCGCCAAGGGAGUCCAGGUAGCCAGCAUCCUGAGCGACAAGGUGAGUUCCCUGACCACCAAAGCCAAGGCCUUGGUCAUGACCGAGUUGACGGACACUGUUGGAUCUGUAGCCCAGUCCCUCCAGCUCGAGGAGUUCAUGGUGCUCUUAGAUGAAGACGCAGCCCUGUCCGCCAACAUGCCGCCUAUUUCGGUGUUGUUGGCGGGUCUGCUGGUGCCAGUCAACCUCAACUUCAAAAUAGUCUGUCAUUUGCUUCAAGUCGUGCUGGUGCUGAUUCCCGUCUUGUGCGUUGCGGGCUACUCCGAGUAUGCAGAUCAAGAUCAUCCAUGUGCCUCCAUCCCUGGCUUGAGGCUUUGGGCUCGCUCCGUGGGCGUCAUCGCCGGCUUAGUGGCCUUGGCGCGACUGCUGCAGGUGGCCCAGUGCAUGUACGCCAAGGCGGAGAUUCGGCGCAAGAACGAUGAGAUGAAGGUGAAAUUGGCGGAGGCCACAGCGCAGCCCAGCAACACAGGCCUCGAGGAGUUGAAGGAACUCUUCAUCUUCUACGCCAGCACCUUGCAACACGCCUUGGCCUGCGAAGCCAGGACACGGGUGAACGUCUUCUCUCACAUUGUGGGCUUCGGCACCUUGCUGUGGGUCUUGACCACCUUCUGGAACUUGUGGCUGUAUUUCGGCUACCUCUUCGUGCCUGGUGUGGUGGCGUUCCAUCCAGCAGCAGCUGGUGAGCCCAGCUACUGUGCCGCCUGGGUCACCGCCUGCGCCGCCAAAGUCUCCAUCCUCUUGGCCUUGCUCUUCUUCUUUGGCAACGUGAUGACCGUCUUCUGCUGGAUCUCUGAGACGUCUUUGAGCAUGGACAGCAUCGCAGAGAAGAUCGUGGCGCAAGCCAAGGCUUUCGACCAGAUGAGCAUGGGCCUUCCAGUGGCGCAAAUUCUGGUGAAGGCCGUCCUGUUGCGCGGCUCCACCGAUGUCUUGUGCUCUCGCUUGGCAGCUCAGAUGCGCGAGAAGGAUGGUCUCUCUCAGGAGAUGUCACAGACUGAGAAGCAAUUGGCCGCAUUGAAGGCGGAACUUGAGGCUAAGAAUGCUGAAGUGGAUGCCAUGAAAUCUGAGAUGGUCUCUCAAGGAGGUUACUGUGCUGCACAGGCCGAACGCAUUGCAGCAGGCAACCUGGAAGUGGCCAAAGCACAUGGAGCGGAGGUGAUUGAAGAGGCGCGCCGCAAAGCUGCCAUGCUGGAGAAGCAGACUGGAGAGGAGAUCGAGAAGAUGUUGGCUCAAAUCAAGGUACUGAUGGAACAGGCGGCAGCUGCAGCAGAUAUGGCCAAGCAGCAAGCACAAGAGGCACUUGCCCAAGCAGCUGAGGGAGCACCCAGCAUGGCCGACGCGCAGAAGAUGGCCAGUGAGGCAAUGGCCCAAGCCGCUGAUGCAGCACCCAGCGUGGCGAUGGCGCAGCAAAUGGCGCAAGGAUCAUUGCAAGAGGCACGUGCUGCCGCUGGAGAGGCUGCCAAGAAGGUGCAGAACCUGGCAGCCUAGGCUUGAGAAUGCGAAGUCGCAGACGCCAUGUGUG
Molecule: messenger RNA, 2024 nt
Organism: Cladocopium goreaui
Lineage: Eukaryota; Dinophyceae; Suessiales; Symbiodiniaceae
Source: the annotation of a GenBank genome assembly